This is a messenger RNA of Anopheles moucheti, 8821 nucleotides long. RefSeq names its product fatty acid synthase (gene FASN1). NCBI's taxonomy places the organism in Eukaryota, Metazoa, Arthropoda, Insecta, Diptera, Culicidae. Gene Ontology annotation, molecular function: 3-oxoacyl-[acyl-carrier-protein] synthase activity; oxidoreductase activity; phosphopantetheine binding. The transcript has 7 exons. The record is from RefSeq and is a predicted model, not a curated record. Bases 290 to 7651 code for a protein of 2453 amino acids. Gene Ontology annotation, biological process: fatty acid biosynthetic process.
AAUUGUGCGAUAUAGCUAGGAACCCGUCUAUAGGACGGCAAGUGUUUGGGUUGAUCCACACGCACACACAAACAUAGUCUCAACUUGAGCGUAAGUGCGUAAGCUGUCCUUCCUUCGCUAGACGUAGCAAAAGGCCGGACGUUUUCGCAGCCCGAAACGUAAACGUCGUCGAUACAGUUGCAACCAGCAGCAGGCUUCCGAGUGUCGUCAUCGCGGAAGCGCAGCCAUUCCUUCGCGAGGAAAACGUUCGAACAGACGAAAACAACGACGCAAUCAAAGCAACAGCAAUAUGCCGGCCCGCUUCGAGGAAGUGACCGCUACUGACACCCGUCGCGGUGUCCCCAUCGAUCUCGCCGGGGGACACUACGAUGUCGACGCUGGUGUGGGUGGCCACGUCGGCCACCGGCCCGCCAUCUUGGAUGACAUCUGCAUCACAGGCUUCUCCGGCCGGUUGCCCGAAAGCUCCGACAUUGGGGAGUUCACGCGUAAUCUGCUGGAGGGUGUCGAUAUGGUAAAUGAUGACGAUCGCCGCUGGCCCGCCGGUUUGUACGAUCUGCCGACCCGCAUCGGUAAAAUUAAGGACGAGGAUCUGCAACAUUUGGAUGCGGAGUUCUUCAAAAUUCACCAGAAGCAGGCCGAGUGUAUGGAUCCGCAGUUGCGCAUGCUGUUGGAGUGUACCCACGAAGCGAUCAUUGAUGCUGGCAUCAAUCCACAGGAAAUACGCGGUAGUCGUACCGGCGUUUAUAUCGGUUGCUCAAAUUCCGAAACCGAGCAGCACUGGUGUGCCGAUCCGGACCUAGUCAAUGGGUACGGUUUGACCGGAUGUGCCCGUGCAAUGUUCGCGAACCGCAUCUCAUACACCUUCGACUUCAAAGGUCCCAGUUACGCGGUCGACACCGCCUGUUCCAGUUCCCUGUUUGCGCUUUCGCAGGCGUUCGCCGACAUGAGGGCGGGACACUGUGAUGCGGCGAUCGUGGCCGGCUGUGGUCUCAUUCUGAAACCGACCAUGUCGCUGCAGUUCAAGAGAUUGAACAUGUUGAGCAAAGACGGCAUGUGCAAAGCGUUCGACGAGUCGGGCAAUGGAUAUGUCCGGUCGGACGGUUGUGUCGUUACCUUUCUUCAGCGUGCCUCCAACUCGCGUCGCAUCUACGCGAGCGUGCUGAACGUGCGCACAAACACGGACGGGUUUAAGGAGCAGGGCAUCACGUACCCGAUCGGUGAAAUGCAGAAACGAUUGAUCCGGGAGACGUACGAGGAGAUCGGGCUAAACCCGGCGGACGUGGUGUACGUGGAGGCGCACGGUACCGGCACGAAGGUGGGCGACCCGCAGGAGGUGAACGCCAUUACCGACUUUUUCUGCAAGGAUCGCAAAACUCCACUGCUGAUCGGUUCGGUAAAAUCAAACAUGGGCCACUCGGAACCGGCGUCGGGCGUAUGCUCGAUUGCCAAGAUCUUGAUCGCGAUGGAGCAGGGCGUGAUACCCGGCAAUCUGCAUUACAAAAACCCCAAUCCGGAUCUUUACGGUUUGCUGGAUGGACGGCUGAAGGUGGUGGAUCGUAAUCUCCCCUGGAACGGAGGUAUCAUUGGUUUGAAUUCGUUCGGAUUCGGUGGAGCGAACGCGCACGUCAUCCUGAAGUCAAACCCGAAACCAAAACCGAUCAGUCCGAAGGAUGAUGGAUUCCCGAAGCUGAUGGUGGCCUCCGGCCGUACAACGGAAGCCGUGGAAGCGUUCCUCGACCAAGCGGCAGUUAGCAAGGACGAUGAAGAAUUCGUUGGGAUCGUGAAUGAAAUUCACAGUCGCAAUAUUCCGCUGCACAAUCAUCGCGGAUAUACGGUGGUGGCCGGUGAUGGACAGUCGCAAACAGUUCGCGAGGUGCUGGAGGUGGGCGCAGAUUCCAAGCGGCCCGUUUGGUUUAUCUACUCCGGCAUGGGUUCGCAGUGGGCUAGCAUGGCGAAGGAUUUGAUGCAGCUGGAGGUGUUCCAUAAUAGCAUUUAUCGCUGUGCGGAAGCACUCCGUCCGGAGGGUGUCGAUCUGAUCGAUGUGCUGACGAAGAGUGACGACACAAAGUUCGAUAACAUUCUGAACUCGUUCAUCUCGAUUGCGGCCGUGCAGGUGGCGCUCACGGAUGUUCUCACGCACGUUGGCAUCGUACCGAACGGUAUGGUGGGCCAUUCCGUUGGUGAGCUGGGAUGUGCGUAUGCCGAUGGGUGUUUCACGCCCGAACAGACCGUACUGGCCGCUUACUGGCGAGGCCGUAGCAUUCACGACACGGACCUAAUUGCUGGCCAGAUGGCAGCGGUUGGACUUUCGUGGGAGGAAUGCAAACAGAAGCUCCCGAAGGAUGUCAUACCCGCAUGCCAUAACAGCGCGGACAGUGUUACCAUUUCCGGUCCGGUCAAUUCCGUGGGAAAGGUUAUCGCGGACCUGAACGCGCAAGGUAUCUUUGCCAAGGGUGUCAAAUCGUCGGGCAUUGCGUUCCACAGUCGGUACAUUGCUGAUGCGGCACCGAAACUGCGCAAAUCGCUGGACAAGAUCAUUCCCAACCCGAAGAAUCGUACGCCGCGUUGGAUCAGUACGAGCAUACCGGAGGAAUCGUGGCCAACACCGUUAGCACAACAAUCGUCGUCGGCGUACCACGUGAACAAUCUGCUAUCGCCGGUUCUGUUUGCGGAAGGAUUGAAGCAUGUGCCGGAAAAUGCGAUCUGCAUCGAGAUUGCACCGCACGGUUUGCUGCAAGCGAUUUUGAAGCGCGCCCUCGGUAAGGAUGCCACCAAUCUGAGCCUGAUGAAGCGUGAUCAUGCGAACAAUAUGAUCUUCCUGCUGAGCAAUCUUGGCAAACUGUAUGCUGCCGGUGCUCAGCCGCAAGUGCAAAAUUUGUACCGUCCGAUUACGUACCCAGUUGGUCGUGGAACUCCGAUGUUGAACUCUUUAGUGAAGUGGGACCAUUCGAUCAAUUGGUUCCUUGCGCGCAUUGGCGUUGAAAAUAAAUCGGGAGAAACAAUCAUCGAAGUCAACCUCGGAAAGGAUGAAGAUGCCUACUUAGCCGGUCACACAAUUGACGGUCGUGUCCUGUUCCCGGCAACCGGUUAUCUUACGCUCGCCUGGAGAACCUACGCCAAAAUGCAAGGAGCGGACAUUGAAAAAACGCCAGUCGUUAUCGAAAACGCUGUGUUCCACCGUGCCACGAUCCUUCCGAAGGAUGGUUCGGUGAAGUUCGGUAUUAACUUCUUCGAUGGCACCGGGGCGUUUGAGAUUUGCGAAGGUGGCACGUUGGCCGUGUCCGGCAAGCUUACGAUUCCGGAAAAGAUCGAACUGGAGGAGCUGCCGCUAAACAAACUCGAGGCGGACAAAUCAGGAUUGCCGUUGAACAUGAGCGAUGUUUACAAAGAGCUGCGUCUGCGUGGCUACGACUACGCGAAUAUGUUCCGCGGUGUAACGCGCAGCGAUUCUAGAGCUCUUACCGGUGAGCUGCAGUGGCGCGACAACUGGGUCAGCUUUAUGGACACGAUGCUACAGUUCAGCAUUCUUGGAAAGGAUCUGCGCGAGUUGUACCUGCCGACCCGCAUCGAGAAGAUCGUCAUCAACCCGGCACGCCAUAUGGAACUGGUGAGCAACCUCACGCAGACCGGUGAUGAUCGCACAAUUCCAGUGUACAUGUACCGUGACAUUAACGUCAUUAAGUCGGGUGGAGUGGAGAUGCGUGGACUGCGUGCCACACUGGCUCCUCGCCGCCAGGGUACACAGGCUGCGCCGACACUCGAGAAGUACGCGUUCGUACCGAACUACAACGAAAAGGAGCUCGCGGAGGAUAACAGCGAGAAGGCACGGUUGCGGUCUAUUACGGCAGCCGUACAUCUGGUGAUUGAAAACAGUUCCGGUGCAUUGAAGAUAAAGGUCGCUGAGGCAAGCUUUGAACGUUCGCCCGAAAAUACGAUGGCCGGUACGGUGCAAGCGAUCAUCGAGGGUGAACCAACGUUGGCCAGCGAUGUGGCCGUCGUCACCAGCCACCAACCGGACACCUUGGUGCAGCAUUACGGCGAAUCGGGUGUUCGAGUCAUCAACAAGGACGCAGCGGCCGGUCCGAUCGAGCAGAACUGUCAUCUGGCCAUCGGAUACGACACGUUCGGACGUGCCGAUCCGGAUGCAAUCCUAUGCAAUUUGCGUGACUCGAUCAAAUCGGAUGGUUUUGUGCUGUUGGAAGAAUCGCGCAGUACGUUCGAUGCACGCAGCCGUGCAACGAUUGCAAAGGCAGGAUUCACGAUCAUCAGCACGCAAGUGUGUGAUAAGAAGGUGUUUGUGGUACUGCGACCGAUCAUAGCAGAAUUGGCACAGCGCAAGAGUAUCAUCAUCGCAAUAAGCGAACGCUCCUUCAACUGGGUGGAAGAAUUGAAGGCGGCAUUGGCAAAGGCGGAAGAAGCCUCGACAUAUGUAUACAUCGUGUGCCAGGGCGAGGAACUCUGCGGUGCCCAAGGUCUGAUGAACUGCGUCAAAAACGAGCUGGGCGGAAAGUUUGCCCGGCUUUACUUCAUCCAGGACCGCAAGGCGGACAAAUUUUCGAUCACCGGCCCACUGUACAAGGAACAGCUGGCGAAGGAUCUGAUCUGCAACGUGCUCCGUCCGGCAAAUGGAACGCCGACGGCCGCCUGGGGCUCAUUCCGUCAUUUGCGUUUGGACAACCAAUCGAAUGCACAAUCGCUACCGGUAGAGCAUGCGUAUAUUAACGCACUCACCAAGGGUGAUCUGGCGAGUCUGAAGUGGAUCGAGAGUUCGCUUUCUCGCGAUCGUCCGGAUGCGGCGGCACGUAACGAUCGCACGGAACUGUGCACGGUUUAUUACGCACCGAUCAAUUUCCGUGAUGUGAUGCUGAGUUCUGGUAAGCUCGGGGCUGACGCUCUGCCCGGUGAUCUGGCCACGCAGGACUGCAUCUUGGGUCUGGAGUUUGCCGGUCGCGACUCCAACGGACGACGCAUCAUGGCGAUGGUACAGGCGAAAUCACUUGCUACGACGUGCGUUGCGCAGCGCAACAUGAUCUGGGAGAUACCGGACAAUUGGACUAUGGAGCAGGCGUCGACGGUACCGUGCGUCUACUCGACGGUGUAUUAUGCGCUGGUCAUGCGAGGCCGUAUGAAGCGCGGAGAGUCGAUCCUCAUUCACGCUGGUUCCGGUGGCGUCGGGCAGGCCGCUAUUUCUGUGGCACUAGCCGCCGGUGUGACCGUGUACACGACGGUCGGUUCGAAGGAAAAGCGCGAAUUCUUGAAGCGUACUUUCCCGCAGCUGACGGAUAGAAACAUUGGCAACUCGCGUGACUGUUCAUUCGAGCAGCUGGUGAUGCGUGAAACGCAGGGCCGUGGUGUCGAUCUGGUACUGAACUCGCUCGCCGAGGAGAAGCUGCAGGCUUCCAUCCGUUGCUUGGGUUUGAAUGGCCGUUUCCUGGAGAUUGGAAAGUUCGAUCUGAACAACAACAGCCCGCUCGGUAUGUCCGUGUUCCUGAAGAACACCUCCUUCCACGGUAUUCUGCUGGAUAGCGUAAUGGAAGGUGAUGAUGAGACGAUCGCCGAGGUCGUGAAGUUGGUGGCCGACGGUAUCAAGAGUGGUGCCGUACGCCCACUGCCAACCAGCGUCUUUACCGAGCAGCAAGUCGAGCAGGCAUUCCGCUUUAUGGCUUCGGGCAAGCACAUUGGCAAAGUGGUGGUGCGCGUGCGGGAAGAAGAGAAGGCGAAGAUCGUGAAACCGUCGUCGAAACUGAUCAAUGCAAUUCCGCGUACGUACAUGCACGCGGAGAAGGUGUACAUUCUGAUCGGUGGCUUGGGAGGGUUCGGUUUGGAGCUGUCGAACUGGUUGGUAUCGCGUGGCGCGAAGAUUAUCGUACUGACGUCCCGAAGCGGCGUUCGUUCCGGCUAUCAGUCGCUGAUGAUUCGUCGCUGGACUGAGCGCGGUGUGAAGGUGGUGAUCGACACGAACGAUGUGACGACGCUGAAGGGUGCCCAGAAGCUGUUGACGGACGCGGCCCGCCAUGGACCGGUCGGUGGUGUGUUCAAUCUGGCUGCGGUAUUGCGUGACGGCCUGUUGGAGAACUCGAGCGAGGCAGACUUCAAGGCGGUGUGCGUACCGAAGGUGGAUGGUACGAAGAAUCUGGAUGUAGCUACCCGUGAACUGUGCCCCGAUCUGGACUACUUCGUGUGCUUCUCGAGCGUUUCGUGUGGACGUGGCAACCAGGGACAGGUGAACUAUGGGCUGGCCAAUUCAGCAAUGGAGCGUAUCUGCGAGGCACGUCAUGCCGCCGGUCUGCCAGCCACCGCCAUUCAGUGGGGAGCGAUCGGUGACACGGGGCUGGUGUUGGAGAACUUGGGCGAUAACGAUACGGUGGUCGGAGGUACGCUACCGCAGCGUAUGCCUUCCUGUCUGCAGACGAUGGACCUGUUCAUGCAGCAACCCUGCCCGGUGCUGGCAUCGAUGGUGAUUGCCGAAAAGCGGAAAACCGAUACGGGUGGCGUUAGUUUGGUCGGUUGCAUCGCAAACAUUCUUGGGCUGAAGGACACGAAAAACGUUUCGGACGGUGCGACGCUCGCCGACCUGGGUAUGGAUUCGCUGAUGGGUGCCGAAAUUAAGCAAACGCUGGAACGCAGCUUCGAUCUUGUGCUGAGCGCUGCUGAGAUCCGGUUGCUCACCUUCGGCAAGCUACGUUCGUUCGAAAAGGGUGGAUCGGGUGGUGAUGCUGGUGCGGUUAGUGGUGCACCGGCUGCAGCGACCGCUGGAGCCGGUGGUAAGCGCACGGAAGAGGACGCCAUCGGGGACGGAACGCAGGUUAAAUUCAGCGCCGAUCUGAUGCCGAAGGAGUGCCUGGUACGGUUGGAAUCGGCUGCCCCGGCAGGAAGCAAAGCGCGACCAGUGUUUGCGGUGCACGCAAUCGAAGGUGUCAUUACGGCGCUGAUUCCGCUUGCCCAAACGCUCCCAGUACCGGUGUAUGGUUUGCAGUGUGUAGAGGAAGCUCCGUUGGAUUCGCUCGAGCUGCUAGCGGCCUACUACAUCAAGCAGAUCCGCACGGUGCAGGCGCGGGGCCCUUACACGGUCAUCGGUUACUCAUUCGGUGCUUCUAUCGCCUACGAGAUGGUGGUCCAGCUGGAAAAGGCAGGCGAUGCGUGUCAUCUGCUGCUGCUGGACGGAUCGCCCCGCUACGUGAGCUGGUACACGGAGGCCCAGAAGCAGCGUAACGCUAACGGGGAGGUCGUGCAAGCCGUUGACGAAGCGUACGCACUGGCGUACUUUGCGAUGGUAUGUGGUAACUUGGACUAUGGACGUACGGCGAAGGAACUGGUGGAAGCAAAAUCGUGGGACGACCGAGUGGCCAAAUGUGCGGAGAUGGUGCAUGCGAAGAAACAGCAGUACUCCCGACAGUUGCUUGCCACAACCGCCAAGUCGUUCGUGGGCAAAAUCGUGGCCAGCCAUAUGUACAAGCCGGCAUCCAAGAUUAAGGCCACGGUAAGAUUGGUCAAGCCAACCGAGAACUACGCCAAACUGCAGGGUGACUACGGACUAUCGGAUCUUUGCCAGCAAAAGAUUGAAAUCUUCACUGUAAAGGGUGACCAUCGAUCGAUGCUAACGGGCGAUUCGAUGAAGGAGAUUGCGAGCGUAUUGCAGCAGCUGUUCUAAACAGGCCGACUCGACGAUGACUCCAUCGCUCCUAUGCGGACCGUGGUGUAAUUUAUUGAAACAAUUUGACGGUUCUUACGGAACGGAGCGGACGCGAUUGGGGAAAGCGCGCGGAUCGAGUGCGACUGCGUAUCAAAAUUUUGUGAUCUUUUUUCCAGUGAUUUCAUGUCGAUGAAUGCUUUACGCAGCACUUUAAUUAUUCUAAUACUUACGCUCAAAUAUCAUUCUUCCGCUAGCUAGGCACGGAAACACCACCUUUGCGAUUGUUGCGUUCGAGAAACAAACAAAAAUCAAUGCAUAACGCUUCUUUUGUACAUAUACACUCUCAUUACCUCUGUAAAAUGCUGAACUAGCAGCAGGAAAUUGGUUACAUGAAAUAACAUUCCCAAAGACGAGCCACCAGUGCCAAUUGCGCUCGUCCUUAGAUAUUAGUGGCAAGGAGAGGAAAAAAACAACAAACAUACGUGACACACAUAGAAUGUAAGUGGAGUUGGGUGUAUUGCAUUUAUAAAAUGCAUCACUUUUGAGAUGUAGUACAGAGUUUAGAAUUUAGAGACUAUAAAAACCCGGUCCCAGAACGGACCGGCGUGUGUGUGAUGGGUGAUCGUUUGAUUGCUAGCACAGUUUGUUGCUACAAGCGAACCACUCAAUAGUUAACAGAAACAUCACAAUUUCAAAACAAAAUCCUUUCGCGAUCCAAUUAAUCUCCGGAUGACAUGAGGGAGCGAUUCAUUUGUACUUUCGUUCGGUUUUUAAGUCUAUAUGGAUUAGUUGUGUUUGCUUUCGCAUUUCGAAUAAUAAUUGCCGUGAAAGUUGAGAAAAAAUUGUUUGCUCGUGUUCCGAAGGAAUCGUACCCGUGAACAUCAGCAUGAAGAGGAGGUUCUUCACAUGACUGGUAUGAAAAUGGAUGGAAGGAAGGGAUAUGGCAUGAGAUGAGGGAUGAAGAAGCGUGUGGAUUUUCUAGGGCAAGGUUUGAGAAAGUGGAGCAGAACAUAAACAAAAAGGGACAUCCAGGUUUUAGCUAUUAAGAGUAAAAUGAUAGAUGUUUAACUUCAUUUGUGGCAGUUAGGACUGUAGAAGAGUUGGCCGAGAAAUAUUGGUAGCUCAGUGUAUACCAAACAUACCAUGUUACUUGCCUUUUGGUAGAUGAUCAGUAGUACAAUAACACUA